Strongylocentrotus purpuratus (purple sea urchin) is the source of this 906-nucleotide messenger RNA. Its product is annotated as probable serine/threonine-protein kinase DDB_G0280461. The record is from RefSeq and is a predicted model, not a curated record. The transcript has a single exon. Gene Ontology annotation, molecular function: protein kinase activity; ATP binding. NCBI's taxonomy places the organism in Eukaryota, Metazoa, Echinodermata, Echinoidea, Camarodonta, Strongylocentrotidae. Bases 1 to 906 code for a protein of 301 amino acids. Gene Ontology annotation, biological process: protein phosphorylation.
AUGGCUUACGUAGACCGAGCUGUGGUUGAGCUGAUUCCUUCAGAUGUGGUGGUGCCCGUCAUCAAGCACGAAGACCUUUCAUUCCUGGUAGGAGCCGACGUCGAUGAGGAUGAUGAUCUCAUCGGAAAGGGUUCAUUCGGGAAAGUAUUCUUGAGAGAGUUCCAGGGUGAGGCUGUCGCCGUCAAGGUGCCGUACAUCAGUGAGGCCGUGAGGGAUGAAGACGAUGAGAUGAGGAUGGUUCGAAUCAAAGCCGAUCACGCUCGUAUCACCAUGGAAGCCCUGGUCAAUCUCGCCUUCGCUGACCACCCCUCAUUCCCAAAGACACUCGGCAUCGUCGACAUCGAAGGCGCUCCAUCCCUCGUACUCGAGUUCCUUGGUGACAAGGAGACCGGUACGAUCUACUCGCUCAGUCAGGCCAUCAAGUUCCAGAUCCCAGCUCUCUCGAAAGAACAUUGGUUCCUCGUCAUGAUGGACAUCGUUCACGGAUUGAAAGCCAUGCACGAGAAAGGUCUCUUGCAUAACGACCUGAAAGCUAACAACAUUCUCUUGCAAUGGCAACUGGAGGACCAACGAUGGCAUGCUUUUAUCAUCGACAUGGGGAAAGUCUCUACUCAGACCAUACCCCUCAGGCACAAGCAGGUGCCCAAGGAGGAGAUAACAGGGUACAAAGAUGGCAUUCUCUUUCCGCAUCUGGCUCCGGAAUACAUCCUGGAUCUACAACCCAUGAGUGUUCAAACUGACAUAUAUUCCUUGGGCAAGAUCCUGGCUCGGAUUGAGAGGGGGAUUAGAAGUCGACCUCUGCGUGACCUAGCAGCAGAGAUGACCAAUGUCAAGCCUCGUCUACGACCCUCAUGGAAACACAUUGAGAAGGUCAUCGCCAAAGCUCGGAAAAGAAACCAGUCAUAA